AAAUUAAGCGCGAAAAUCUGUCAAAACAAAGUUGAAAUUGAAUUUAAUUAAACUAAAGGAUUUACAAUGUCAAGAGACAAAGAAUUGAUAAGAAAGUUUAAUCAACAUCCUGAUAAACGUGAAGAGCUUCUAGAUAGCUUAAAUUCCGAUGAGAUCUCGAAUUUAAUAAUAACAAACACAACUGGAUCCAAGAAUAUUGGCUUUAAUUUAUUCUGUAGUGCAUUAAAUAUUAAGGAUGAAGAUAAACUUUUCGACAUCAUUGAGAAUAUAUUGCCACGAUUAAACAGAGAUGAAUUGUCAGUCAGGGAAUUGCAAGACUUCUUCUCUCGCUUGUGCAUUGAAUUAAAUAAGAAGUCAUUAGUUUUUGUUGUUAGAACUGCAUAUUUGUGCUAUGGGUGUAUAUCAACUGGAGAUUCAAGAGCUAUUUUCUAUAAAGAUAUCCUUCCGAUUUGCCUAAAGCUCCUUUCGAGAAAUGAAGCUAAAUCAGUCGAAUUUGAUUCUGUAAUUAAGCCAUGUAAAGAAUACAGACAAGAUAUCAUCAAUCUGAUACUAAAGAAGCCUUUUUGUAUUUCUACAUUGACCAAUUUAGUAUCAAUGUUCAAAGAUAUUGAACUGUCACAAGCACAACAAAGCCUGCUAAUUACAAAAAUUAGCGAGAACAUUUGUCAAGUCAGUCAAAAUGACAUCUCGAACCUAGCACUCGUGACAUUCCAAAUAGCAUCUUAUAAUCAAAUUAUAAUCCCUCUGCUUGCACUUGACAAAUAUUUCUUAAAGAGACGAUAUAAAUACGAGUUUAGCGAACUUGAAACAACGCCUGAUAGUGUUGAAGAGACGUCAUCGGAAGGAACGAUUCAAGCAGAAGAAACAGUCAUUUAUCACUUUCAGAGUUAUGCGGAAUUCACAACACUCGAGAAGGAUAUAACGAAUGCAUUGAAGACUCUUGAAUACGCGCCAAAUUUGAUUCUCUCUCCCUUUCUGUCAAUCAUUCUCGUGUCAAUUGCAAAAAUUUCAUCGUCUGUUCAUGGAAAUUUCCGUCUAAAUCAAUCCACAAUUUUGCCUUUCAUGAAGCAAAUGUUCAAGUUCAAUGAGGAACAUCGAAAUAUCUUGAAGACAAGUGGAUGGGCAAGGACAAUAGAUCCAGUUGAUGCUGUGAACACGGAACCACUAUUGAGAAUAUUGAAGCAAAAUACUUGUGGUUUAAAGCAAGAUCUAGCAUUGAAUGGUCUUUUUGGCUUGUCAUUUUUGCUGCUCAAGACAAAAUCAUCAACGGAGCUCAAUAAAUUUGCUGUAGAAUUUCUCAACGAGAUUAUUAGAAAUCGUCCGGAAUUUACAAGUGACAUAAUGCACAUAAUUGUUAAAAUGCUGUUCUGUGAGAAAAAUAAAGGACCAAUAAUCGAGUGCUUUUCAAGUUUUGUUCAAAAUCGCUAUCUUGACAUAAAAGCUAGUGAACCAGCGUUAAGGAAGCUCAUUGAAGACUUGACAGAACUGGAUUUAGAUACAGCAUUAUCAAUUGAGAGCGUUAUAUUCACAGCUAUAACAAAAUCAGUUGAUUUAAGAGAUUUAAUGAUUGAUAUAAUGAAGAAAGCAAUGUAUCAAAGGAACGUCCUGGAAAUUAGAAAAAUGGCAGUUCUAUCAUUUUGUAUCAUGCUAAGAAAAUUCACAAAAGCACGCUCAUCUGGCAAUCAGCCACGAUUUUCCCAUAAUAUAUCAAUGUUUUCCUUAACACAAUCACAAAUUGCCGUCAAUUCAACAUCCAACAAGAAUGUACGUCAAGCGGAGAUAAUCAUGUUAGAGAUUCUCGGACUGUUGAGACGAUGUUUCUCGGAAAACAAGGAAAUCAAAGUCAUGCUGUAUGAAAGUCUCUUUAAUUCAAUUUCUGCAAACAGUGAUAUUAUUCCUUAUAUAGUCGAGUUCUUGGAUAGCCAUUUCAGAAUGUACUUUGAAUGCGACAACGACGAAGAUAGAGAGAUUAUAAUUAAUUUCGAGAAAUUAUUUAAAUCCACCAAGAACGGCGAAGAAUUUAUUGUGAUGGAUGAACUGGGACAUCUACUUAAAUUUAUUAUCAAUUGCAUGAUAAUGACAACAGAACAGCACGAGAAAUUAAAUUGCGACAUUGAGAUUUAUGAGAAGAUUCUAAAGAAAUUAAUUGAAAAAUCUUUAAGUGCAACGUUGGACAAUUUGCAUGUCUUUUCCGCAAUUAAUAGUCAGAACAGCAUUAUUAUGUCACAAUUCCUUAAUUGCCUUGAAGCUCUUAUGAUUUAUUGUUUUCAUAAAAUAAAGGAUGACAGUGAAAACAUUACAAAAAUAAUGAUGCUAUUUGCCAAGCAUCAAAAAAUUCAACAAAAGGCAAAGAAGAUGCUUGAAAAUCACAAAAAAGCACAAAAGUCAGACAAGAAUGUGUCAGUAACAAAGAAAAAUGAAAAAAUUGAAUUCAAAUUAAACUGCUGUAUUUGGAAUCUCCGUGACUGCUGUGGAUUCUUAAGAGCUAUAUUCAACGAUAACGGAAAUGAGAAAAUGAAUGAAAUGAAACAAGAUAAAGAUUUCUGUAAAUUUGUUCUCGAAACGACAGCACAGACAUUAAAGAGCAUCGAAACAUCAUCUGACUAUACGAAAAUCAAAUAUAGUCGCUCAGUUUUCGAGUCAUUUUUACACACUUCAAUGAUUCUUUAUCAGCAAUUGAAUCUCGAUACAUUUAAAGUCUUUUAUGAAAGCUAUAGUGCUGAAUGUGCAGCAUCAAUGGUUGAAGCGUUUAAUUACGCAAUUUGUGGCAUGGAAACGUCAUAUUGUGGCAAAAAAGAUAAAUGGAUUCGAUUUUUAAAAAUGUUAACAAAAAAAUCCAUCGAUGACUAUGAGAGCAUGCUAAUGGAAGUAAUUGAUAGAAUUCAGAAACUUAUCGAGUGGGGAUUUGAAGUCGAUAAAGUUAAACAAGAUUUUGUAUCAAGCGGGAACGGAUCAACAGUUUUGAAUAAUUUAUUUGGAACAUUGGAAGUGUUGUAUAGAAAAUUAGAGGACGAAAGAAACUAUAGGCAGUGCUUUAAUUGGAUUUUGGGAAUUUGCAAGAAAACAAGUAUCAAGCAUAAAAGUCUUGCAACAUGUGUAAUUAAGCUUCUCAUGAAUUGCAUCAGUCAACAUGAAAACUCAUUGCUAAUUGACUGUAUAGCACAUAAAAUUGCUACAUGCUUUAAAUAUCGUCGUGUCAUGAAUGAACCUGAGAGUUUUGGACACAACAAUUUGUCGAUAAUUGGAAAGCAGACAACUAUUGAUGAGGCAUUCACGGAAUUUCUGGAAUUCAUGAAAGCUCAAUUAAAUGUUAUUGAUAUCUACAUAAAGCGUGCUAAUAGUUUUAAUGCAUAUGCUCGUCUGGAUGUUCAGGAAUCACGUCAUGAAACUUUUAGUAAUUUACAACAGAUAGAAACAGCCAUUUGCACGAAGCUAGUAACGUUGGGCAAGUCAAUUGAGAGAAUUGGAAGUGCAAAUUUUCCAGUAACGACAAGAAAUAUCGAGAAAAUUGUCGGAAUUGUCAAUGUCUAUUAUAAAUGUCUUGAGAGUAUAAUGAAGCACUUCCGUAAACAUUAUGAUAUUAAAAAUAUAAAUUAUCAAUGUAUUGGCAUCGAGGAAUUGAUAAAAUACUCGAAGAAGUUUGCAAUUUGUAUUUAUGGAAUAGCGCCGUACAUUGAAGCGACUGUCGAUACGGAAUUUAAUAAUGGCAAGGAUAAGAAAGAAAUUCGUAUAAAAAAGCGAGAUUUAAUCCUCAAUAAGGCAACAAAACUUAUUCCACGGAUGAUUUUCCUCAUCGAGACAUACAAUAAAAGUGUCAAUAUUUUUGAUACAUCCGCAAAGACAAUGUUUAAUAAAUAUUUGCAUGCCGGUGAGAUUCGCGAUUUUCAUAUUAGAAAUUCAAUUUUAAAGGAUGCACUUGAAACAACACAAACAACAGCUCGAAGUCAAAAUCUCAAUGAUGUUGACGAUGAUGAAAGCACAAAUGUAUCAAAUAUAAAUGAUGAGGCAAGCAGUGACGAGGAAAAUAUUCAGCCAAAGCAAAAAGCGACCAGAAAACGACGAGCGGCUGUUGAAUCAGAGAUAUCAUCUACUUCCGAAAGUGACGAGGCUGAGGCUAGAGAUGAAGUGGUAUUGAGUGAGGAUGAAUCAGUACACGAAAUUAAAAAUAAUAAAUUGUUAACGAAGGAAAGAUUUGAGAAGAAUGUUCGCAUUAUGGCUAAAAAGACGAAUGCACGUAGAGGACGUUCGAAGAAAAACUAACAGAAUGUUCAAAAUUGCAGCAUUCCACAUUCCUUUGUGAAUUGUUAAUCCUCUAUUUUCAAGCGAACGAGAAAGUUUUUGUAUUAUUUUUUUUUAUUCAACAAGAGAAACUUGAAAUUUUUAACAAAGAAUUUUAAUUUUAUAGUUUUUUUCCUUUCAGGUAUUUCUUGAAACUUUGUAAAUGAAUUUAACUCAUUUUUGUGCCAGA
Chironomus riparius is the source of this 4468-nucleotide messenger RNA. The record is from the annotation of a GenBank genome assembly. NCBI's taxonomy places the organism in Eukaryota, Metazoa, Arthropoda, Insecta, Diptera, Chironomidae.